Molecule: messenger RNA, 24309 nt
Organism: Pelobates cultripes (western spadefoot toad)
Lineage: Eukaryota; Metazoa; Chordata; Amphibia; Anura; Pelobatidae
Source: the annotation of a GenBank genome assembly
CUCCACAGUAGGAGCCCUCCUUGCUAAAGAUCUACAACUAUUCUUGAUCACAUGUCACAGCUUACCAUCCCCUUCCAACAUAGGUAAAUAUAUACUUUUGAUCACAUUACAUUUUGGGCUAAAUUUAGUAACAAAAAAUGGAACACCCUUAUCAUAAUGCUUAUAAUCAGAAUGUGGGUUUCAGAUUGUCGUGUCCCACCAGACUUCUAUAAAUAUCAAUACAUGGCAAGACUGUGUCGGUAACUUUCCUAAAUGCCCUACUCAAAUCUUGUUUGUCAUAAUCCCGGGCAAAUAAUCUGUCCUUCAACUCACAUGAGACAGUAAGAAAAUCCUCAGAUAAAGUAGAGUUUCUGCUUACCCAUAAAAAUGGCCCCACUAGGAUAGCUAUAAUCAUUUUUAACAUGAAGGAUGAUAUUGCCACUGCAAGAUCUUCUAUGAGAACUAGAUGUAUGAGUGACAAAGAAAUGUUUGUCUAUAUGGUGUUUUGGUAUGAAUGAACUUCAUCUAUGCAAUUGUUUUGGAGAAUAUGAUUUGGAUGAACCAAAAUGACAUGAAAAUAAGUCUAGACAGUGCACUUUAAAAAGGUGCUUCAUUGUGUCUGAACAGGUGCUCAUUUGCAAAUUUGUCAACAUGAACAAUAAAUUCUCUAUCCAUUUGUGUUCAUCUGUUUUGGAUAUAACACAUUUUAUUCUCUUCGGAACAAUCACAAAUGCUAAAAAGUCUGUUUUAGCAAUCUUAUUGUCGAACACGUGUAACACAUUUUUCUACUGUGAGAAAUCAAGUUUUGAAAUAGUUUGUACUUAAAAUGAAAUUGUCACGAAGCUACACUUUAGGCCAUAACACCCACUUAUACUCUGAAUAGAUCAUUUAUAAUCUAUUUAAGUGCUUAAAGGAGCACUCUGGGCACAAUAACAUCAGAAUGAAGUUGUUUGGUGUGAAGAGGUCCCGGGUGCCGGUUAACGUAAAGGAACUAACAUUUUAAACCCAGAGUAUUCAAUCCAGGGCCCAUCAGUUCUGCCACUUUAUAAUAAUAUAAUAAUAAUUUGCGAUUUUUAUAGCGCUUUUCUCCCUGUGAGACUCAAAGCACUUUACAAAUAUACAAACAUAAAGACAUAAAAGUUAGGAGUUUCUGAAGGUCAGAAGAGCGUACUAAAUGCCUGAUUGAAGAGGUGGGCUUUUUUUUUAAUUUUUAAAGUCUAAGGACGUUGCCUUUCUGCUUGCACACGGUAAAGAGUUCCAGAAGGUAGGGGCAGCGUUGCUGAAUGCCCUGGAACCGGAGUCUGUCUUUAUUCUUGACACUGACAGGAGGGAUUUACUGGGAUGGAAUAUAAGGUGUCAGGAGCUCUUUCAGGUCCUGUGGGCCUUGCUUUUGAUUGUUUAAGACUUUGAAGGUUAGCAGGCCAAUUUUAAAAUAUGUUCGCCAUUUAAUUGGAAGCCAAUGCAGGGAGUGGGAGGUGUUAUGUGGCAGGAGCGAGUUUGAUUGGCCAGUAGUCUGGCUGCUGCAUUUUGUACAGUCUGAAGACAAUGGAGUUCUUUUCAUGGAGGCCCAAGUAAAGUACAUUGCAGUAAUCUAGCCGAGAGGAUUCAAAUGCAUGGAUUAAUGUUGGCAUAUCAUCCAGUAGAAUUAAGUGUUGUAUCCUGGCUAUGUUUUCAGAUGAAAGUAGGCAGAUUUUAUUACAGAGGAAAUCUGCUGUUUAAAUGAUAGUCCAGAGUCAAUCAGCACUCAGAGGUUUCAUACCUUUGAUGAACUAAUGAGUCUCUAAGCUCCAGGCCAGUUGGGUGAUCAUGGAAUAUUUUUGUUGCCCGGGGUCCCCUCUCCAAGAGUAAUUCUGUUUGUCUGGGUUCACUUUAAGUCAACAAGUAUUCAUCCAUUUUAUUAGGUCUGCUAAGCAACUGUUGAUGUGGCAUGUUGGGUCUGUUGUAUCUGGAGCAAAGGAGAAGUAGAGUUGUGUGUCAUCAGCAUAACAAUGAUACCUUAGGCCAUGUCGCCUAAUAAUGUCCCCUAGUGGUAGCAAGUAAAUUGCAAAUAACAUGAGAGACAAGAUGGAUCCUUGUGGAACUCCGAUGAGCUUGAUCCUGAUGUUACUCUCUGUGAUCUACCAGUGAGGAAAGAUUUAAACCAGUUAAGGACUGUGCCUCCUAAACCACAGAUGUGCUGCAAGCACUCUAUUAAAAUCCUAUGGUCAAUGGUGUAAAAUGCAGCUGAGAGAUCCGAGAGGAUUAGGAUGGAGUAAUCACCUUAGUCUCUCGCAUAAAAAGAUAAUUUAGCACUCGGGACUAGCGCUGUUUCAGUGCUGUGGCGGCAUCUGAAGCCUAACUGGAAAGGAUCAAAGAUGUUCAAGCUUGAUAGAUGGGCCUCCAGUUGAAUUGCCACUACUUUUUCAAUUAUUUCCCCCGAAAUGGAAGGAUGGAUACGGGUCUGUAAUUAGCCAUGCAGUCUGGGUCAAAUAAAGUUUUUUUUAGGAGUGGUUUUACCACAGCUUCUUUUAGAGGAUCUGGGAAGUUUCCAUUUUUUAGUGAGCACAGUUCAUUUAACUCCCUUUAUAUUCACAUUUGUAAAGGUGGACCAUAGACUGGGGCAAUCUGUCAUUCUAUUGUAGAGGUUCUGGUGUAACUGUUUGGCCCGCUGUGAUCGAGGCUCGAAUGGAGGAAAUCUUGUCUCUGAAAAAGAUCGUGAAUGCUUCACACUUAUCCUGAGAUAAGUUGGUGGGGAUAUGCAUACACGCUGGUUUGCAGAGCCUUUCUACUGUGCGAAACAGUUGCCUGGGUCUAUUGUGGGAGAGUGCAAUUUUGCGUGAUAAAAAUGGUGGAAUUAGGUCAUCUUGAUAUGAAUUGAUAUUCAUUUAGAUGUUUAGUAAGAGCGGCUUUAUCCUCUUGAUCAUGUGUUCUGUGCCACUUUCGCACGAGUCUCCAGCCUAUUCUCUUCAUUUCUCUGAUGGUGCUGUCAAACCACGGCAUUGUUGACAGUGCGUAUGUGUGUUGUUGCAAUUCUUUCUAGGGUGUCUCUCUCAUGGUUUUGUUGUAGAGUCGGAUUAAGGAGCUGGGGUAUUCACAGGUGCCCAUUAGUUCACUUAGAUCCAUAUGUGAUGUUACAUCCAAUGACGGCACCCUUUUUAAUGAGCGGUGUUUGACCAGGUUCUGAGACUGGGGUGUGGCUGAUUGUGAUACAAUGGAGAAGUGAAUGGAGUUGUGGUCUGACCAAACAACUGGAUUUACAGUUACUGGUGACACCUCUAGUCCAGACUGGAACACUAGAUGAAGUGUAUGACCUUAUCUGUGGGUGGAAGUGGCAGCGAUUUGUGUGAAGCAGAGUGCACUCAUCAAGCUGAGGAGAUCCCAAGUAGGCAUAGGGCGUCAUCAAAGUGUUGAAGUCUUCCAAUAAAAGCCAUCUGGGGUGUUCAAGGAUUAAGCCAGCCAAAAGGUCUGAGAGUUCCUGAAGAAAUCUCUUCCCAUCUCCUGGGGGUCUGUAUAUUAACAGUAUCCAAAAUCCUCUAUCUAUUGAGAGGCUGGCAGCUACGCAUUCAAAAGAUUAGGGUAUGUGGACUGACAUUGGUCUGGGAUUUAAGGAUGAUUUUGCACAGAUCAUAACUCCACCUCCCUUGUGAUCUUGUCUCGGGUGGUGGAACACUGUGUUAUUGCAUGGAAUAGCUGCCUCUAGAGUAGGCCCUGCAUUUUCAUCUAGCCAUGAUUCUAUAAUGCACGCUAAUUCGCAUGUUUCAAUAAGGUCGGCAAUAAUAGCUGUUUUGUUCCUUAUUGAUCUGGUAUUGCACAGGAUUGAUCUGAUAGGACAGUCUUAGGAUUCUGAGUUUUGACUCUGUACUUUGGAAACAGCGUGUCUUCUAAUGGGGAUCACACAAAGAGGUUUCCUUGAUUUGAUAGUGUGGUUUUUGUGGCUUCUAAGUUGAAUCACUUCAAUUGGGCUUGCAGGUAGACAGGGUGGUGGAGCAGCUGUGAUAGUGUCAGGAGAUUGAACUUUAAGUUUUGAUUUUCCUCCACGACAGCCCCUGUCAGUCCCUUUGAAGAUGCCAAGUGAUUUUAGGGUAACCACUAGCGAGGGACUGAGUGCAGCGACCGCUUUUUGGGGUCUUAGGGUAUACAGAUAUAAGGGAGUAUAGGUGAUCAUUCUCUCAGCAGUGAAGGUGUUAAAAUAGCUCCUAGUUUUUGUAGGGAUGUUAGUGGGGACUGGUUACACUGCCCUGUUCUAUAGGGUUCAGGCCAGAGUGAGUAUGAGAUUUUGCACUUCAGUCUGCAUUGUAAAUAACAGGUAAGAAAGCAUGCAUGCAGGUCAGAUUACACGAGUUCAAAACCAAUGUGUUUUAGUGAAAUAAUUUUCAUCAAUUCCUUUUCUUGGUGUUUAGAAAUGAAUCUGAGCAUUGCUUAAUGCAUGAUCAAAUACAAAACCUAAUUUACACAAUUUACACAUGGAGGUGAGUCGUUUUUUUAGUUUAAAUGUACCUUGUUUGUGGUGUUCAGCUGAAGGUAUCUCUUCCUGGUACUAAGAUUGUCCAGUGGAAGUAUAUUUCAAUCUGUUGUGUAUCAGGUACAGUCCUUUUUUACUCUGUUUUUUGCAUGGGGAGAUACUGAUAGACUAAAAAAAAAUCAGCUUAUUUCAUUCUUAUAUUCCUCCAGCAAGAGCGAGAUGCAACCUACGGCUACACCCAGUCAGGGGGUUUGUGAUUGAAGACUUGGACUGUAGCAGAAGUGUAGCGGCAAAGCUGACAGAUGUUUGAAGACAUGUUAAACUGUUCAUGACCGGUUUAACCUUUUCAGGUAAGACCUACUCCCACCAUAACAACUUGAUUUGAAAAAUUUGCUAUGGUGCCCAGAGUGUCUUUUUAAUGAAAUUUUAAUUUACUAAUCCCUUCCUAUCUAGUGGUGAUAGCCUUGCCAUGCCACAUACUGAUUCGUGGGUGUCUCAUUAGUGUAGUACUGGCCCCUCGCUCCUGGCUACUACCUGCACCUCAAUCACCACUGAUACUUCUGGAGAACAAUUCUCAGGAAUAACCUCCCCGACAUGCUGCUUUCAUUGCCAGUGCAUUGGCAUCAGAAUGGAUUGACAUGUCUUAUUCCAUUCUUGUAUUCCUCUAGCAAGAGCGAACACCACAGUAACUACUGUCUGUGCUGUGCUAUGGGAAAGCAUUGUGAUUGGCUGAGGUCACCACUUCUGAUGAUGUCAGCCAAGCAGGCAGAACAGGGGCAGAGUCUGCAGUAGCAGACUGGAAUAAAGGUAAGAUUUUACUAUAUUUAGGGGGAUAAGGUAGACCAGAGGGGGCUAGAUGGUGGUUUUAACACUAUAGGGUCAGAAAUACAUGUUUGUGUUCCUGAUCCUAUAGUCUUCCUUUAGUUGUAAAUAGUUUUCUUCUAAUUUCUAUAUUUGCAAGCAAUUCUCCAAGCUCAGUGUUUAGAUGGCAUUGAAUGUGCUUCUAUUUUAUUAAAACCAUGUGUGUACCAUGACAGGUAUCCUUAAAAACCAUUCAUAUGUAAGAUUACAAUGACUAUAUUUGUAUUUAUUUUGAGCACAAAGAGAAUUACUGCUUUUGUGCGCUAAUAUUCUAUCUGUUCUCUGCCUGUGUAACAUUUUGAGGUAUACUCACUUAGCCAGUAUUUGUGGAGAGCUGACAAAGGAAUAUUUGCAAACGUUAUACCAAAAUAGUUGAGCUGAUAUUGUUUACAGAUCAUUUAUUUUGGCCGUACAUUUGCAGCUUCAUUGUCAAGCCACAAUUCCCAGCUAAGUGAAUAAACCAUUUUGCCAUAUAUAACAAUGGCAAUAAAACCAAAGCCGUGACUAGCAGCUGUUCCACCUCAUGGGGCCUCACUGCAUGCGCUGCUUAAAACAUAUUCCAUUUGAGAGGAGCAUUCAGUGAACCGGACAGACGCUUUACUAGAGGCAGGAGAACACAGCUCUCUGCCAAUCACAGCCCACAAUCAUUCUGUCACUAUGUUGCCUGGCUAAUGCUCACAUUGUUUAAUAAAAGUGUAUCGUGCCCGCCCCAUCGUUUUCUUAUCUUUCCAAAACAGGAAUAUAUUUUCACAACCGCAUUUACUCAAGGGUUAAAAUAUGCAAUUGGCAAGGCUCCCAUUUUAUUCUCGCUUUACAGGAUUUUCAGCUGUCCAUGAACUCUCUAACACUAACAGCUGAUAGAAUACAUGUGUUAAUAACUUAUUACAUGCUGCUUAAUGUAAAGUUGCAGGUACGCAAAAAAAAAGAAUCUUAGCAUUAGAAUUAGUUUAAAAAUAACAUAACACAAACAUGUAUAGGGCCAGCCUAGUACAAACAGUUCUUUCAUAACCUGUAGAUUAACAGGACUGUACAUAGGAUAAGAUGUCACCUACUUGGAUUUAUGUGAAGAUUUCUCCUACAGCAGAACGUGUUCUUUACAAUAUGAAUAAUUAAGGUGAGAAAAUGUGUCCCUCAAGAUGUAGCUCUGUAGAGAGGGCUUUCAGGGAUUGGAGUUUUCAAAUUGACUGUUAGCAGGUGUGAGUAGAGUAAAGCAGCUUUAUAUAGACUGACAGUAAAUGUACGGGGGUGGUUUGUAUAAAUUUACUCCAAACUAGGAUUGAGUGGUCUAUGAGGUGAAAUGCCCUUGUCCCAGGCCUCCUAGCAGUUCCGAUUGAUCACGACAGACCCAAUUUGCCCUGGCUCUGCCUUGUCUGAACUAGAUUAUGAUGCCAUUUACUAAACUUAAAAUUAAUUUUGAAGAAAACAGAGGGUCUCAUGAAAAAUGAUAACACAAGUUAUAAGUGAUUUUAAAAGUUUUAUUCAAUGGAAGAAAUUCCAGAGAAGUGACAGGUCCCGUGAAAUGGAAACUUUUAAGUCCCGUAACUAUGAAAGCAGGGGGUAUAGGAAUGGAAUGAUGUGGCAGCACUCCGUUCAAACACCGGCAUGCUGGCAACUGAGCCAGUGUGUUAGCGUCACUUGUGUAACUUUCCUCAAGCAGAGCAAAUCAGUGAUCGUCAUCGGAGGAGUGGACCGGAGAGCAGCAGAGGAGCGGGGGUGGACUUCGCUAAUGUAAUUACGGCGCGGGAGCGUAGACCAAGGUAAGUGACUACAAGUUCCCUUUAAUUGGGGUUCUUAAAGGAACACAAAGCAUUACAGUUCAAUGAGAUUCCUAUGAAAUGAAAAGGAACAUGCACACGCAAGAAGAUGCACACAGGCAUAGACUCAGAGGCUUUUCAAAUGUUAUUAAAGAGACUGAACAUCUCUUCCAGGGAAAAAUGGUACGGUUUGCAAAGGCUGUAGUCUUUUGCAAGCUCUUUUUAGAUAUACCCACAUUAAAUUUUAGUCAGGGCUGCCAUUACAACUCAGGGCCUCUUCAAUCUAAUGACCAGACCCCCGAAGAAGCUCACAUCCACACUCGUAAACACAGAAGCCAUACUCACUGGCACAUUAAUGGAUACACCGACAGAAUGAUAAACACACAUACAAUGAUACUGUUACACACUGCUUCAAAAACACACACAAAGACAAUGACUGCCAGACAUACAGUCUCAGGUUUACACAUACACACAAAGAUUAACAAUGCCAUACCACACAUACAGUCUCAUACACAAUGCCACAAAAAAAUAUAUACACACACACACACACACAUACACUCACACUCAAAAAUAUAUGUUGUAAGUCAUUCUCUUGAUUUCAUAACUGUUGAAGUAGGAUGGUGGCUUCCCUGGGUUCUAGAGUGGAUUUGGCUGCAAACUUGGAUGCCUCCCCCAUUGGCUUCUUCACACACCGGGAGGAAGUACUAUGUUAUGUCUUCCUCCCACAAUACUGCACAGUAGGAGCAAGGGGGCAGCCAGCACAUCCCAGUAAGGGGGCCACACAGGAGUCCCACUGUGCGGUUUGGUUGCGGGAGAUCGUUAUAUCUGCUCAGCUCAACUGGAGCAAAUAUUUCUACAUGGCUCCUUGAAGACCCUAGGGCCUGGCCUGUUCCUUUAAUUGGGUACUGACUGUAUCUCCUGAUGGCGGCUCUGAUUGUAACGACUUGAAAAUCAUUUUGCUAAAUUUAGAAAUACAGCCAAGCUGUAGCUAUAGAUGAGUUGGAGAAUUUUUCAAAACUAGCCUUUUUUGCUUAACUUUUUCAAGGCGAUUUCUAUUCUUUCCGGGUUUACGGUUUUGCAUACACCCCUGUUUAGUUAAUAAACCCCUUACCAAUUUUUAAUAUGCCAGAAGAAAAGAUUUGUAAUUCUCAAUUCAGACUGAAUUGAAGCCCCCCUUGCUCGACACAAGAAGGACUCCUGCUAUCCCAAGCAGUGUGCUCUCCCUAAGUGCACAGCUCCCUAGGUGGAAGAUUGUAUACCAUGCUAGACCAGCCCUGUGAUUGUUCCUUUAAUAUAAUUUUUGUCCCUUCUCCCGUCCACACAUCUUUGAAGUGAUAGUGAAUCUGUGAAAACAAACCUCGCUGCCUAGCAACGCCCAGCCGCUCAUGCUAACACAGUCACCUGGAGACGCAGCUUGGGCCAUUCAGUCCUUCUCACUGUACCAACCGUCAGCGCCCCUUUUACCCCACACUCUGCCAACCAUCAACCUCUCUCUCUCCCCACAGCUGCCAACCAUCACCCAACUUUCAGCCCCCUCUUCGUCCCCACAGCUGACAGUCCCCUCUCUUUUCUCACAGCCAUUAACUAGCAGUCCCCUCCCUCCUCACUGCCACCAAGUGUCAGCCCCCUCCCUCCAUGUCAGCCGGUGUCCUGCUUAAGUUGGUUCACUGUAAAGAUGUGAUACCACAUCACUGGGGAGCUGGGCAAGCAGACUAUGUGAGCAGGGAGGGGCCACAAGGCUAAGUGUGGCUGCUCAAAGUCCUGAAAGGUCAAUAAAUAAUUCCGGCUUAUCUCUCCUGCAUGUAAAUCCUUAGCCUGUUCCCCUACAAUAAGCAGGAAGUCCCUUUAAUGUCCCUUACCAUCAAUAAAAAGCAAGUCUGUACUUUUUCCAAGCAUAUUUAAUUAUCAGUGUGCGCUAUUUUAGCAUACUUUUAGCACUAUCUGCAAAUUAAACAUUUAUGCUCCUCAUAUACACUUCUUGUGUGUGUAUAUAUAUUAUAUUAUAUUACAGAAUAAAGCCAAGAGAAUAGAUGUCACAGGUAUAAGGCCCUAUGAGCGGAUUAGGUCUCAGUUAUAGAUGCACCUUGUGUAUACUCCCCCAUAAACAUCUAAAGUUGGACUUUGGGAAGCCAGGUCUGGCCAAGGUAACUGUGAGAAGUCAUGUUUCCACAACUAUCCCAGAAUUAACAGCUUGACGUGCAGAAAAGCACAGACAGACAUCCUGUUUUAGACUUCACUCUGCGUUUACGCAGGUUCCCCUAGCAAUGGACGCUAUUUUAAAGUGACUUUGUCAACUCUCACCUCACCAAAAUAAUGAGCAUUUACUAAAGCCAUGUUGGAAUUUCACUGAAAUUCUGUUACAGUCGAUGCAAUAUCAUAAGACAAAGUACAGACUUUUUCCACUUGAUAAAAAUGAGAAGCUACCACUGUCAAUAAUGACAUCAUGAACAACCAGGAGCUGAAGAGGAUACACCAGACCAGGAUGGCGGCCACCAUAAAGGACAUGUUCCAUUAAGUCCAACCUACCUUUCCCCACAUCCCUGGGCUCCCACACACCAAGAAGCAAUGUCACCAUCGGGGGUCUUUGCAAAUAAGUGUACUGGUCAUGUAUUAACCCUUCCAGUGCCAUGGGGGAUGAUGAAAGGUGUUGCUUUCUGAGAGACUGAAAGGUUUGAUAAAUACACAUUGUAUAAUGAGAAAGUAUGAGGAGGGAAAAAUAUUUUAUUUGCAGGUGACAAUAAAUAUGUAUUUAGACAGACAGACACAGACAUGCAUACAGACAUACAUUAAUUUUAAAAAUGAACUGGCAGAUAAUUAUAUGUGUUUAUAAAUAAUUUCUGGCUCUCAUUUUAUUGAUGGUAAUGGGCAUAAAGGACUGCAGGGGAAUAGGUCGAGCAUAUUACAUUUAGGGGAGAAAGGCAGGGAUGUUUUAUUGACCUUCCAGGACCUCCAUUAUCCACACACAGUCACACUCAGCCUCCCUGUCCCUCCCUGCUCACACUGAGUGCUGCUUGGUAACAUCAAUCAAUACAGCCAGCCAGCCAGCACACACCGGCCGUUACAGGGGGGGAUCUCUUCAUCCAUAGCUGGCCAGUAAAGACCCCCAUUGUGGCCAGUACAGGGCGGAGCUGGUCGCCCAGGGGGUGGAGACACUGGUUACCCGGCUCUGUCUGUCUCCCCUGGGGAGAGCUGGAGGAGGGCCCAGGGGCCGCCCUUAGUGUGUAGGCCGGGGAUGCCGGGCGCCCCCUCCCUGCAGCUGAGCGGAGUAUCCGGGGAGAGCAAGAGCAGGAGCAGGAGGAGGUCCAUGAGAUCGGUGGGAGCCGGAGACCGGAGUUCAUGACCCUCCCCUGCCCCCUCCGCCAUGUUAACGAGGAAGAGCUGUGCCGCUGCUGGCAUCCACCCUGCCGGUAAGGGCAAAACCUGGGCAACCUGGCACAUAGCAUGGCAUAGCAUAGCAUAGCAUGGCAUGGGGGGAGGGGGCUACUCCAUAAUGGCUGACACCCCAAAAUUCAUGGUGUGUGUGUGUGUGUGUCAGUAUACAUUGUGCUGGCUGUAAUGGUGUGUGUCAGUAUACAUUGUGCUGGCUGUAAUGGUGUGUGUCAGUAUACAUUGUGCUGGCUGUAAUGGUGUGUGUCAGUAUACAUUGUGCUGGCUGUAAUGUGUGUCAGUAUACAUUGUGCUGGCUGUAAUGGUGUGUGUCAGUAUACAUUGUGCUGGCUGUAAUGGUGUGUGUCAGUAUACAUUGUGCUGGCUGUAAUAGUGUGUGUGUGUCAGUAUACAUUGUGCUGGCUGUAAUAGUGUGUGUGUGUCAGUAUACAUUGUGCUGGCUGUAAUAGUGUGUGUGUGUCAGUAUACAUUGUGCUGGCUGUAAUGGUGUGUGUCAGUAUACAUUGUGCUGGCUGUAAUGGUGUGUCUGUCAGUAUACAUUGUGCUGGCUGUAAUGGUGUGUGUAUGUGUGUGUGUCAGUAUACAGUGUGUUGGUUGUAAUUGUGUGUCAGCAUACAGUGUGUUGGUUGUAAUUGUGUGUCAGCAUACAGUGUGUUGGUUGUAAUUGUGUGUCAGCAUACAGUGUGUUGGCUGUAAUUGUGUGUCAGUAAACAGUGUGUUGGCUGUAAUUGUGUGUCAGUAUACAGUGUGUUGGCUGUAAUUGUGUGUCAGUAUACAGUGUGUUGGCUGUAAUUGUGUCAGUAUACAUUGUGUUGGCUGUAAUGGUGUGCGUGUUACUCUGUAUACAUUGUGCUGGCUUUAAUGGUUUGUGUGUGUCACCCUGAAUACACUGUGCUGACUUUAAUGGCGUGUGUGUGUAUACAUUGUGCUGGCUGUAAUUGUGUGUCUGUAUACAUUGUGCUGGUUGUAAUGGUGUGUGUGUGUUACCCUGUAUACGUUGUGCUGGCUGUAAUAGUGUGUGUGUGUCAGUAUACAUUGUGCUGGCUGUAAUGGUGUGUGUCAGUAUACAUUGUGCUGGCUGUAAUGGUGUGUCUGUCAGUAUACAUUGUGCUGGCUGUAAUGGUGUGUCUGUCAGUAUACAUUGUGCUGGCUGUAAUGGUCUGUGUAUGUGUGUGUGUCAGUAUACAGUGUGUUGGUUGUAAUUGUGUGUCAGCAUACAGUGUGUUGGUUGUAAUUGUGUGUCAGCAUACAGUGUGUUGGUUGUAAUUGUGUGUCAGCAUACAGUGUGUUGGUUGUAAUUGUGUGUCAGCAUACAGUGUGUUGGCUGUAAUUGUGUGUCAGCAUACAGUGUGUUGGCUGUAAUUGUGUGUCAGUAAACAGUGUGUUGGCUGUAAUUGUGUGUCAGUAAACAGUGUGUUGGCUGUAAUUGUGUGUCAGUAUACAGUGUGUUGGCUGUAAUUGUGUGUCAGUAUACAUUGUGUUGGCUGUAAUGGUGUGCGUGUUACUCUGUAUACAUUGUGCUGGCUUUAAUGGUUUGUGUCUGUCACCCUGAAUACACUGUGCUGGCUUUAAUGGCGUGUGUGUAUACAUUGUGCUGGCUGUAAUGGUGUGUCUGUAUACAUUGUGCUGGUUGUAAUGGUGUGUGUGUUACCCUGUAUACGUUGUGCUGGCUGUAAUGGUGUGUGUGUCUGUAUUCAUUGUUCUGGCUUUAAUGGUGUGUGUCUGUAUACAUUGUUCUGGCUUUAAUGGUGUGUGUCUGUAUACAUUGUUCUGGCUUUAAUGGUGUGUGUCUGUAUACAUUGUUCUGGCUUUAAUGGUGUGUGUGUCAGUAUACAUUGUUCUGGCUGUAAGGGUGUGUGUCACCCUAUAUACAUUGUGCGGCUGUAAUGAUGUGUGUCAAUUAACAAUGUUCUGGCUGCAAUGGUAUAUGUGUCUGUAUACAUUGUACUGGCUGUAAUGGUGUGUGUGUGUGUCUGUAUACAUUGUACUGGCUGUAAUGGUGUGUGUGUGUGUCUGUAUACAUUGUACUGGCUGUAAUGGUGUGUGUGUGUGUGUUACCCUGUAUACGUUGUGCUGGCUGUAAUGGUGUGUGUGUGUGUGUUACCCUGUAUACGUUAUGCUGGCUGUAAUGGUGUGUGUGUGUGUGUGUGUUACCCUGUAUACGUUGUGCUGGCUGUAAUGGUGUGUGUGUGUGUUACCCUGUAUAUGUUGUGCUGGCUGUAAUGGUGUGUGUGUGUGUGUGUUACCCUGUAUACAUUGUACUGGCUGUAAUGGUGUGUGUGUUACCCUGUAUACGUUGUGCUGGCUGUAAUUUUGUGUGUCUGUAUACAUUGUGCUGGCUGUAUUUGUGUGUGCCACUCUGUAUACAUUGCACUGGCUGUAAUUGUGUGUGUUACCCUGUAUACAUUGUGCUGGCUGUAAUUGUGUUUGUCAGUAUACAUUGUGCUGCCUUUGUCACAUUCUCUGUUUUGUCCUAGACAUAUCCUUUCAUGGCAGUAGGUAGCACAUACAAAAUGCUGCCCUGCUGUAUGUAAAAUUCCUAUACUACCAGAAAUAACCCAUCAUCCUAUAUGACAAGUUAUAGGAAUGCAAUGCAUUAAUACAGUACAUGAGAUGAUUAAUAAGGAACAUGUAGCAGGGCAGCAUUGUCCAGGAAUACAUGACAACCUCUAUACAUGUGUGAAUGUACCUUGAUACAUACACAAUAAGAGUAUUCCUGUGUGUGUAUAUAUAUUAGAUUUGUUUUAAUUAUUUUUUUUCCAGCCAUUAUAUGUGUUCAUUUUGUGCACUCUUGGUGUUUCUAGUGUUGCUAUAGUAAUCCUGUCAUUUGCAGCUCUGAUCUAUAUCUGCUCUGCUGCUUUCCUGUUACAGCCUGCCCCUCCCCCAUAGUGACCUCACACAGUAUGCCUCUAUAUUUGUGGGGUCUGCUUCCUCCACAGGUUCAGGUGCAGGUGGUAACAGCUCUGUGCCAUCGAAGGAGAAGUCACAGAGCAAAAUAAAAACUUAUUUAAGGACUGUCAAUUCUCCUUAUCCCUUAUACCUCUACAGAAGGUAAAGGACUAUGCUGUGAUUCCUUCAGAUUGCUAUAGUACUGUCUGUCUGUGGCUGUCACACCGUGUAUUAUAGCCUGUGUAUUGGACUAGAACUGAGACAUGGAUUUUUUGCAAGCUUCUCUGUGGAAGAAAUCAUUGCAAGACUGACAGAAUCAAAGGACGAGCCAGUCCUGUACAUCACACUUGCAAAUGAAAAUCUAAUACUGUCUGACUUGGAAAUCCUGUUUGUUUCAUUCUCCAAUUGAACGCAGUGGCUGGCUAAUCUUGGAUCAUGGGUUUAUCCCUCUUGACAAUUGAACCCUUCAUGUAAUUAGCAGAUUGUGCUGUCUGAGCUGUUGAACUCUGCUAGUAACAUUAAUGGCCAGCAUUUUUGCUUUUUUUAUUUAAUUUUUUUUUUUACAUUUAUAGAUAUUUAGAUUUUUUUUUACAUUUUUUUUUUUUUUUUUAAACUGGUGUGUGUCAACCUGAACGUUUUUUAAAUACGUGGAUAUUGUACAUUUAGGGGUGCAGAAACUGGCUUCCCUUGUCCUGAGAUAUGGUUUAUGUUUUCUGUGCAGCAGGGAGAGGAAGUGAAGGCAUUAGUCAGAUGCAACCAUCACCAGGAUUACCACGAUCUGCCGCAGGCACAGGACCGCCAUCACCUGUAUCUUUGCCACCACUCAGAGCUGGCAACUCUGCGCAUAUGGUAAGGGCCAAUGGUAAACAAUAUAGCGGAGAACACAGGUAGAAUGUUAUGCAUAUUUUUGCUUUCCUGAACGUGUUGUUUCACCUGCAACUCCAAACUCAUUCAUCAGUUAUUUAUUCUUAUUUUUUAUUUUUUUUAAAGCUUUUUAUAUUUCAGUUAAGUCAUCCCCUCCUCCUUGUCUCCCUCAUCUCGCCAACCAAUUUGGUAUUAAUAGAAAUCUGCAAGGUGCAGUUAGUCUGACAGCCAGGCAGUAUGUUAGUGUCUAUUUCAUGCGUACAGAGUUGGAAGAAACAGCAGACUCCGUCCUUCCAUUUAAUGUAUGUGAAAAUAUUUUUCAACAUAUUUUAAUUUUUUUGAAAUAUACCGGUAAGUUAGGAAAAUAUUUGUGAAAUUUAAAAAGCAUUCUUUUAAAUGUUAGCAUUCAUCUUUUGGUGUUAAAUCAUUUUCUACAUAUAUUAUAAUGAAAAACUACAACUUUUGAAACUAUAUACAUUUAUUUCCAUUCUCUCCAAUUUUCCAGCUUUUAUCAGAGAGAAAUUCUUAAUGAUGUAUCUUUUGUUCAUUAUUAUUUUUUUUAAUAUCUUGUAAUGAAUGCUGUAAAUUAUAGUACUCUAGGUUUGCUCCAGCCAUAUAUAGCUUGGUGGGUUUUAAUCUGUCCCGUUAGAUUUAAAAGUGGAGAUUUGGCCUUAGUUUCUCAUCCAUAGGUAAUUGCAAUGAACGAAAAUCACCAUAACUACUACAGCACCACUGUAGUGUUUAUAGGGCCAGUGCCCUGGCAGAGUCCCACCGUGAGUAGUUAAAGAGCUUUUAGUGCAUUUUGACUGUUUAGCUGGGUCACAUGCAGUAUUAUUAGUAUUUUGUUUCUCUGCAUGAGAAACCAGAUGUCUCUGUAGAAUAAAGCACGUCUAAUGCAGUACUGCCCUCUUCGGCUGAAAGCACUCAGGAGAUGCUUCCAGCCAAUGACCCUGCAUGCCCCUGCUUUGCGCUGUAGUGCAAUCUAGAUCAUUCUGCAGGAGAAGACGUGAUGCAGGCGACGCGACUGUGGAACCCAAGUCAUUACUAAAUGGUUUGACUACUGUAGUAGUUAUGUUGCUUGGGGUGUUCUUUUUUUUUUUUUUUUUUUUUUUGUGGGUGGUCUAAGUACCAUUAGUAUUAUAUGCUGUUUUAGUGGUUAUGGUGCUAGUAGGCUUUGGGUUCCACCCUUAUUCUGACUGGGGUACAUAGGGCAAUUACAGCUUAAUUCCUGCUUGCUGGAUCAGCAAUGUGCAAGUACUAGACUAGUACUAGUAUAGUAGUUCUGCAUUCUGACUUUAUUCACUAAAUUCUUGAAUUGUGGAGAAUCGAUCUUGAGACUACAAGUUGUACACAAAAUAGGGGGAUUCUCUAGUUAAAGUAAUUUCAGCAAUUUAUAGUACUUUGUAAUCCUUGAUGGUUGUAUAUCGUGAUCAGAUUUUAUAUAUGAAAAUAAAUACAUAUAUAUUUGUUUUGCUUUGAAGUACACAAUGAAUAACGAAUGAAUGGCUACACUGAGUUGAAUAAGCCAAUGCUAGAACAUUUAUAAAACUGCUGUCAAACUAUUUAUUUUAUGCAAAUUUGCAGAAAAAAAAUAUUAUUGCAGUAUAUUUAUAUUUUGUUUUGUAUGCCUUGUGUAUUAUCAUUUACACUCCCUAGUGAGGCAAAGAUAGUUACUUGCCCCCAACCAAUGGCCCUUUCCCCCCCCCUUUCUCCUUGUUAUAGGAUAUGCCUUUAUAAUAUGUUUUAUCUUUUAACUGUAUAAGCCUAUAUAUAAGGCACACACCUAUGUUUGCAAAUGAGUGAACUGUAGUUAAAAUUAGAAACCGUCAACCAAUAGAAAAUAAUUUGAUCUGAAGUGGUAAAUAGAUUUUUCAAUCACCUUUGACACAUCACAAUGCUCUUGUAUUGGAUUAAUUAAUCCCCACAUCAAUGCCACUUUAUUUAAUUUUUAUGAAACACUCCUAUUGCUUGUCUCAAAAGGCAAAGUAUGGACUACAAUAUUUUACAUUCGAUUGAGGUUGAUAAAAGCUGGAGCUACCGCCAUGAACUCUUGCCUUUUCUCAGCAACUACUAUGGAAAAGUAAUCUUCUAAUAUAUUGGGCAAGAAGUACCCUGGGGUGCUUUCCAUACCCCUCUGUUUGUACACUCACAAGUUCUUGGUGGAUGAUCCUGUAGUAGUAGGAAAACAAGCAGUGCACAUGUGGAAGAGUUUCAGUUUAGUAUAUCUCCCUUUAACUUCUCACCCCAGCUGACGCAAAACAAGUGGGAAUAUCAGCUGUCAAAAGACCCUGAAAGUGACACUCAGUAAUAAGUACUGGAACUAAAUAAAUAUCAUAGUUUGAAGAAACUCACACUCUUAAUACCCAAGCAAGGUUAGGCAUGCCAAAGGCAAUGUAUAGUGUUUAUAGUGUGCUGAAUUGCCGGUUUCAAAGACUCACCCUUGACAUGCCCAGGCUUGUUCAGUCUUCACUGUGGUUGGUUUAUUAAAAUUGCACAAAUACUUAUAGGCAACUGCAUAUUUGUUAUUUAUCAACAUGGACAAUGGCUGCUGAUUAUCAGUUAAAGGACCAGCCCACUUGCUUUAUAUAUCUGGAGUCUGUCAUAUUUCUGGAAAUUUAUAAGUGAUGAUUUCUAUUGAAAUAACUUCUUUUUAAUCUACUCAUUGAACUGGGGGCAGAAACACGAACCUGGCUAUCAGACUGCCUGUGAGGUUUUCUUCUGCAUCUUUUCGCUUCCUGCACAUGCUUUCACCGUUGUCAAUAAGCUGUAUUAGAAAGCAGUGAUUGCAUGUGCGUGAACAAUAAUGGCUCCAAUAUAACAGCUUCUCAAUGAGAAGCCUCUGAUUGGAGUAUUCCCUGGCACAGACUGAAAGUCUGUGCAGGGAAAAGAGCGAAGGGGUUGCAAAGGUUUCGCACAGCAUCUCUGCAACUUUUGCAAGCUGUUUUUAGAUAUCACCAAAAGAAAAAAAUUAGAAUUAAAUGUAUGCAUGUUUUAAUUGGGAGUAUCUAUUAGACAGUGAUAUUUAUCCCAAUUGAGUUUCCUUUAACAAUCUUGAAGCGUUCAGAAUACCACUGUUUAUUUUUGAGAGCAUGUUUACCAGUAUUGGGCCUCUACCUAUAUCUUAUGACUUAAUAGGGAUCCUCAUCUCAAUGAAGUGGUCUGGGUGCACUGUCCUUUUAACCCUGUAAAACACUGCAGUUUUUUUUGUUUUUGUUUUUUUGGAAACUGUAAUGUUUACUUUGCAGGGUUAAAGGGACACUAAUAGUCACCAGAACAACUUCAGCUUAAUGUAGUUGUUCUGGUGAGUAUAAUCACAGCCUUCAGGCAUUUUUGAUGCAAACACUGCAUUUUCAGAGAAAAGGCAGUGUUACAUUGCCCACUGGAGGUGGUUCCUGGGUCAGUGCUGCACAGUAGGCAGCUCUGCCGAUUGCACGCUGAAUUUUCCUCAUAGAGAUGCAUUGAUUCAAUGCAUCUCUAUGAGGAGUUGCUGAUUGGCCCCGCCCCCUUGCUGAUUUUAGCCAAUCUAAUGCUUUGGGGAAGCAUUUGAUUGGCUAAAAAUCUGCAAUUGUGAUGAUGUCACCAAGGGGGUGGGACCAGCACCAGCAGACCCGCAUGGUGCUGGAAAUAAGGUGAGUAUUUCAUGCUUUUAAGGGGGGGCAAGCCACCUAAAUGGUGGGUUAAACACUAUAGGGUCAGGAAUGCAUGUUUGUGUUCCUGACCCUACAGUGUUCCUUUAAGUCCAGCUCUAGUGGCUGUCAGUUAAUAUGUUAAUUGCAUAAUUGUUGACUUUUUCGAUGGCCUCAAAAUAUUUUGAAGUUUUUGCUUAUGAGCAGAAUGAAAACCACACAGUCUUUCCCGUGCCUAAGGAGUAAUAACUAUGUACAUUUUAAAAGAGUGCCGGUUUUUCUUUUGAAUUUUUAUUUAUUUAUUUAUUUAUUAAUAGCAGUGUUUGAAGUUCAUUUGUUGCUAAAUGGUUAGGAUGCAGAUUUUAUUGCUGUGAAACCUUAGGAUUUGCUUCAUGACAGCUGAGGUUAACAUUUUAGCCAACCCUGUUUUAGUCUCUCAAAUAUAGAUAAAAUAUAGAUUUCUGACAAGUUACCACAGUACAAAUUAAAAACACAAAAAACCCCCACACAUUUGUUCAUUCUCUCUUGCAACCUGACUCUGGACAUUGCAUUGCAUUUAAACUUCUUUGUUUGACAGUUAUCAAUAUUUCUUAGCAAGUUGCGGGGCUGGUUACAUAGCUUAUCUGUAUAAACACAUUUAACAUAUUUUAUGGUACUGUUGUUCAAAUAAAGAACACAUGGGGAGUACAUUCUGUGGCAGAAACCUACUCCAUAACAUCGCCGUGAAAUUAUCAAGAGGCUGGUAAAUUAGGUGGCUAGCCUGUUCUAAAAUUGUAGCUCAUGAUUUGUUUUUGAUACACAUGGUUAAUAAUCGAUUACCACUUGUCUUUAUCAUUUGCAGAUCGGAGGCAAUAAGCACACCAUGAAUGAACACCUGCACAUUAGCAGCCAUGGACAGAUCCAGGUGCAACAACUGUUUGAGGAGAACAGCAACAAGCGGACUGUCCUGACAACACAACCAAAUGGGCUUACAGCAGUUGGAAAAAGUGGAAUACCGAUUGUUUCAGAAAGGCAGCUCGAGAGCACACACAGAAGGCAAGGAAGCUCUAGCUCUUUGAAGUCAUCCGAUGGGACAACCAAGGUAAAGCAGUCUUCAUUAACUCCGGAGCAAACAAUGAAGCAAUACAUGCAGAAGCUGAGUACCUUUGAGCACCAUGAAAUUUUCAACUAUUCGGAAAUAUUCUUUUUUGGUCCCAAUGCAAAGAAGCGUCAAGGUGUAAUUGGUGGCCCAAACAAUGGCGGCUACGAUGAUGAGCAGGGUUCAUAUGUUCAAGUGCCACAUGACCACGUAGCCUAUAGGUAUGAAGUGCUGAAAGUCAUCGGGAAAGGAAGCUUUGGACAAGUUGUGAAGGCUUAUGAUCACAAGCUACAUCAGCAUGUGGCAUUAAAAAUGGUACGAAAUGAAAAACGCUUUCACAGGCAGGCUGCAGAAGAGAUCAGAAUCCUUGAACAUCUGAAGAAACAGGAUAAGGACAACAAUAUGAAUGUCAUUCACAUGUUGGAGAACUUCACAUUCCGUAAUCAUAUCUGCAUGACAUUUGAACUUCUGAGUAUGAACCUCUAUGAACUUAUAAAGAAGAAUAAAUUCAUGGGCUUCAGUCUGCCGUUGGUUAGAAAAUUUGCUCACUCAAUUUUACAGUGCUUAAAUUCACUUUACAAAAAUAGAAUUAUCCACUGUGACCUUAAACCUGAAAAUAUUUUAUUGAAGCAACAGGGUAGAAGUGGCAUUAAGGUAAUAGACUUUGGUUCAAGCUGUUAUGAUCAUCAGCGUCUCUACACUUAUAUACAGUCUCGUUUUUAUCGUGCACCUGAAGUUAUUCUUGGUGGUCGCUAUGGAAUGCCUAUAGACAUGUGGAGCUUGGGUUGUAUUCUUGCAGAACUAUUGACUGGUUAUCCACUUUUACCUGGGGAAGAUGAAGGUGAUCAGCUUGCGUGUAUGAUUGAGUUGUUAAGUAUGCCUCCCCAAAAACUACUAGAUUCUUCAAAAAGAGGCAAAAAUUUUUUCAGCUCCAAAGGUUACCCUCGUUAUUGCACUGUUACGAGCCUGCCUGAUGGUUCAGUGGUACUUAAUGGUAGUCGCUCCCGAAGAGGAAAAUUGCGUGGUCCACCUGGGAGUAGAGACUGGGUGACUGCGCUUAAGGGCUGCGAUGAUCCUCUAUUUCUGGACUUUUUAGCGCAGUGUUUAGAAUGGGAUCCUACAUUGCGUAUGACACCUAGCCAGGCUUUGCAGCAUCCAUGGCUACGGAGACGUUUGCCAAAGCCUCCAACUGGGGAAAAGCCCUCAUCUAAAAGAGUAACUGAAAGCUCUGGUGCUAUAACAUCAAUUGCAAAAUUACCUCCCACUUCUGGCUCUGCUGCAAAAAUAAAGACCAACUUAGCUCAAAUGACUGAUGCCAAUGGAAAUAUACAGCAAAGGACAGUAUUGCCAAAGCUGGUUAGCUGAUUUUUGACACAGACACUGAUACCGUGUUGAGCCUUAUGCAUUUGAAGACACAGCUCAAAUCUAGAACAUUUUUAAUUAUUAAAUCUAACGAUUUUAUGUCUGCAACUUUGGUUUUUUAACUUUGAGAUUUUGUAUUGUAAACAAAGGGGACAAUGCUUUAAGGUUUUAAUACGUUUUUUUUUUUUUUAAUUUGUUGUUUGCUUUGCUAAAUUUAGAAAGUGUCAUGAAAUCGGUGGCUGGCCACUGAGUCAAAUAUUUUGACUGUUAAAAUAUUUAUUGGUGUCAAAAGUGUUAAGCACUAUAUGUUGUGAUCAGCAGAACUUAGGCUUGGAGUCAUGUAAACUAUUUUAUUUCAUGAAAUAAUUAUUUUACAUGCGUUGCAGAGUUACCCAUCCCAAUUUUACUCAAUUUGAUUAGUGGGGAAUUUGUUGAUGUACCUUGUGCCACACUGGUAAUUCAGACUAGUGAAGUUACAUUGUUUGCGCAUUUUUUCACCCAUCAAAGAAACAAAAAAAGUCAGGUUUACUUAAAGGACACUCAAAGCACCAUAAACACAACGGCCCACUGUUUAAUGUGGCAGUGGUGCACUGAUGCCCUGCCAAAUCAUAUUGAGGACUGCUUGGCCACUUUCCCUGGAGCCAGAAGCACCUACCAGGAACUUCAAUGCAGGAACAGCUCAUUGGCCGAUGGUGUCAGUUGAGUGCCGUGUGCCAAUGAGUGCCUCCCUGUACCAAUGGGCUUACCUCAUUGCAGGAGCUUCUGGCUUGAUGAGUGCCCAGCAGAUUUCUUGUUAAUUUGUCAAUCUGAUUACCAUGGGAAGGCACAGGCUAUUUAUUGCUCCAUACCAAGUAAAGCGGGCUGUAGUAGUUAUAGUGCUUGGAUUGUUCCUUUUACAAACAGCCUGUUUUAUACAAAACUAAAAUCCUGGUGUUCUCUGGCAUUCUGUUGGUGAUUCUACAUGUCAUUGCACUUUUGCUGGUUGUGAUUGUUGCUUAUGUUACACCUCCAUGCUCAACCACAGCUCUGUAUGAGACCGCUAAUAAAAGUGUACAAUUGAAUGACUGUCAGAUUCUCUUGCCAAUAGUAACCCAGAGAAUGUCAGCAGUUAACAGGCUAAUACACAGAUCUAUUGAUGCUUUAAAAGGAAGCACUAGGAAGGGCGCAUAGUGCUCUGUCCUGUUACAUUAAGAAGAGUGGAAAAGUUAGUUUUAAAUUGCUUUUUUUACAUUACUGUUUACAUUGUUUCUGUUUUGUCAUAGAAGCAAUUUAACAGACAAAGCAGACUAGUUUUUCUUUUUAAGUGAAAUAUUUUGCAAACAAAUCUGAACUAUAUUGCAGCUCUACAUUUUAAACAACUUUGACUUUUGGAUAUGUAGGUGAUUUCAAGAUAGGAUCUUUAUGAAAAAUAGAACAUUAUUAAUUUAAAUCUUAGUAUUAACUGAUUUAUGAUAUUAUAUGGAGUUAUAGAAGAGAGAAUGUGAAUUAUUUAAAUUUGAAGGGGUGUUUUUUUUUUUUUUUUUUUACAUUUUGCUUUAAAGGCAUUUCUGACUUUUGUCAGGGUACUAUUUAUUUAGCAUAUUGAAAACAAUAUCAGAAAUAGCGUUUGGACGAGGAUUGUGUAACCAUACGUUGGCUACAGUAGCACUAACAUUCCUGCCGCCAUUUUGUUCUGAGAUUGGUGUGGUGGGAUAAGUUGCACUGCUUCUGGUUGUUAAAGUCUUAUUUUGACUGUUAAACUCUGAAUUGCAGAAAAAGAAGAAUUUUAAUUUGAAAACAAACACAUACGUGGAGGAAGGAAAAAAAAAAACCUUAAAAAUGUGAUCAGUAAUACUUUAUUUUGUUGUAAAAAUGUGAAAGUGGAGUGAAACAUGGCUGUUUUAAUUAAAAUCCUACAGAACUCCCGACUAAUUGCAUUAUAUUUGCUUUUUAAAGAAAUUAAAAUAUUUUUUUCUUUUUUAUAUAACUUAAAGCAUCGUUCCCCCCCCCCCAAAAAAAAACAAAACAAAAAAGUUUCCGGCUUCUCUUUUCUCUUUUGCCUACACCUGUCUUGUACUACUUUUUUUUUUUUUUACCCUAUAUUGUUUAAAGUCAAAAGGGAUUGCAAUUUAAAUUCAAUGCACUGCUUUCAAAGUGAUAUAUCACUUUAUUUUAUAGUGAAUAUAGGGUCUUGUUAGCCCUUGGCAAUUUGCACAGUUAUUGAGAGGGACGUUUUUAAUCUAACUUGUCAGUUUUAUUUUAAUUUUAUUUAUUUUUUUACAAAAAAUAAAUAACAUUCACUUUAACGAUUUGUCGGUCUGACCAAGCCUCUACGAAAUAUUUGAUGUUAUUUACUAAACUGGGACUUGUUGAGAGCUGAUACAAUAAUUCAAAAUUUUAGACUGAAAUCCCUUAAAAUGUACAAUUACUUUGUCAGUUCUCAGCAGUUCUAACAUACCGAUUAACUCAGUUUUAUAUUUUAAUAUAUACAAGGCAUUUCUCUUAAGGCAUAGUUUGAACCGGAAACUUCUUAAGACAGGGUUGAAUCACUAAGCUCUGUUAAUAUUUUUUAUUUAAUUUGUACUGUUGGUGAAAACCCUACUACCUCCGUAAAUGAGGUUACUUUUUCCUUUGGUCAUUUUGUGAUAUUAGUGCAAACAGGAAGCAUGUGGAGUGUAACUUUUUGAUUUCCUUAAGGGCUCUUGUUGGUUAACCUGCUAUAGGUCGCUUUGGAAACCAUUGCCUGGGGAAGGCUCACCUAUUUGCAGCAUUAACGAUAGCACAAUAUGUCAUUGUUUUCUUUGUUUGCAGUCUCUUUUGACUCGAAUUCAUGCUCCCACUGGGAUCUUCUUUAUCACAUAAAUGUAUUGCUGUUGGAUUGUAACGAGCAACUGCUUGGGACAGAAGUGUUUUGUAUUAAUGCGCGAUAAAUUGUGUCCUUAUUGUGAACAAUGUGCCUUUUUGUUACCAAUGCCAUGUUAUAGGGCAUACUUUUUUUGGCCUCUUUUACACAAUAAAUGGUAAGUGAUUAAAGGCAUUUCUAAUACAACUUAACACUACUUGUCUUAAAACAUCCACUGUGUUGAAGGGCCUUAAAAUAUCUAACCAUAGUGGAAGCAGAGUGCUAAAACAGAACAUUUCAUAGAGGGAAAAAAAUGACGUCAAAAAGAGUCAGUAAAAAGGUACUAACUAAUUUUAAUUAGUAAUUUGUAUUUUUAAACGGCCUUUUUUUUUUUUUUCUUAAAUGUACUAAAUGAUGAAAAUCUUAUUUGUAAGAUUUACCUCAAUUUUCUUUCUUUAUUUUGUUUUGUGUCACCAAACCAAGGGCAUUUGGUAAGAACCAGAGUGCAUUCCUUUUAAUAUUUGCUUGGCUAGAAUAACACAGGUUUUUUUUUUUCCAUUUUAGUUAAAAAUCAUUAAAAUUUUUGCUUGUAAAAUACACAAUUGGCUACAAUUUGGUUCUUGAAAAUAAAAUAGAAAAAGUUACAGUAAAAAUCAUAUGUGUUCCAAAGUUAUGUCCCAUAUUUACUGUAGUAAGGGCUUGCCCCUUUCUUUGCUGUUUGAGUAUUCUUGUAAUACAAUUCUAACCCAUGUCACUCAAACAAUUAAACAAAACCAUCUGUGUAUAUAUUUCCAAAGGCCAUCAUUUUGCUGCUACUAGUGUUCCAAGUUCCACUCUACAACCUGCUCAUCACCACAACUAUAUUUCUAUAUUUCUUUUUGCAAUUUAAAGAUCUCACAAACCUGCUAAAAAAAAUUUCUAGGCAGUGUCUUUGCUUCUGUUAAGCAACAUCUUGGACUUGUGACUGUAAUAUGCUGCAAUUGUGUGAUCUGAUAUGUGAAACACUUGGAUUGAAUGUGGACUUUGUGUAUAUUUUUUGUGUAUUUUUUUCUGUGACAUGCUGCUGGUGCCACUUCACAUUCUGUAUGUUGUAGUGGGGUAGAAUCAAAGUGGCCAGUUUUAGAAUACUGUAUGUACUGUACAGCAGGUGACAGAAGUAUGAAAUUUAUAGUGAAUAAUUGUUCAAUUUUAUUGUUGUGGCCGGAGAUCAUUUCAGAAUAAAAAUGUAUGUCAUAUUUCAAGCCUUA